UGAAUUGCUUCUUCAAUCUUUUGGAUUAGAAAUAUGCAAACAUGCCUAGCAUCAUUGCUCCAUAUCGUGGUGUACCUUACUACUAGAAGAAUGUUACUACGUCAUUGUUUUCGUGCUUGAACAGGAUGUAGUACUGGGAAAGAUGCAAACUAUCUUAUUAUCUUAUUGGUUCAUAUUUCGAAAAAUCUUCUGCUUACAUACAGUAUUUUGCUAAUAUAGGUUAAAUAUUCUUGCUGAGCUGCUGUGUUUUGGGGAUCGAGAGUUCUAUAAAGAUUGCUGAAAUGCAAAAAUAGUUGAGGAGGUAAAACCACCUUCUUAUUGGCACUUGCCGGAAAACUGGACAAAUCCCUAAGGUUACAGGGGAGAUUCCAUACAAUGAUUACAAGCUAGAUCAGUUUGUUCCUCAAAAAACUCCAGCGUACAUAAGCCAACACAACCUUCACGUACCUGAGAUGAUUGUAAGAGAAACAAUCGAGUUUUCAGCCCGCUGUCAACGUAUUGGAAGCAGAGCUGUCAAAUUUGCUCAUGCAAAUAUAAUACUAGAGGUUAGCAGGAGAGAAAAGGAAGCAGGAAUUGUUCCUGAUCCAGAUAUUGACACCUACAUGAAGGCAAUCUCAGUUGAAGGACAAAAGAAAAACCUCCAAACUCACUGUUUUGAAGUGAACGCUAGAUGUGGCACUUCUCAACACCAGAUGAGGCACGUCUCAACACCAGAUGAACCAACUGAGGGAAUUUAAUGUUUUUUCUCAUGUCCAACCAUUUUUGUAACCAGUAUCAAAAGCAACUUUGGUUAGAAUGUUGAUUUUGGAAAAUCGUCAAUAGCCAAGCUUAGUCUGUUUGGAACUUUGAUUUUUGAAACAUGUAAAUAUAUGAAUCUGGUUAGAACACCAGAUUUUGAGAUACGUAAACAUAUAUUGUUCAAUAAAAAAUGUACACAUAUACCCUCAGCAUCACACGGGAUGUCUACCUAGACUCCAAGUUAACCUAUAUGGCAGUUUGUCAGUUCAGUUUAUCUUCACCCUCACAGAUAGAGUGAGUAUGAAGCUCUUGAGCAAGUUUCAGGCUUUGGAAGGCGAAAAGCUUGCAAUGGAAAAACAGAUUAGGGCAUUGAAGGGAGGAAUUGAUGAAAUUAGGAACAGAGAAUCAAGUCAUACUCCCGCAGCAACGCGCGGGCAACUGUUGCUAGUCUUG
Molecule: messenger RNA, 1191 nt
Organism: Rosa rugosa (rugosa rose)
Lineage: Eukaryota; Viridiplantae; Streptophyta; Magnoliopsida; Rosales; Rosaceae
Product: pleiotropic drug resistance protein 3-like
Exons: 5
Coding region: 453-737 (94 amino acids)
Source: RefSeq, a predicted model, not a curated record